This is a messenger RNA of Ilex paraguariensis (yerba mate), 747 nucleotides long. The record is from the annotation of a GenBank genome assembly. NCBI's taxonomy places the organism in Eukaryota, Viridiplantae, Streptophyta, Magnoliopsida, Aquifoliales, Aquifoliaceae.
AUGGGUCGUUCGCAAUCCAUGAUCGAGAAGGCCAAUAACUGGUUAAGGUGUUCUGGGAUUAGUUCAACCGUCAAAAGCUGUACCUUUUGGUUCCUCUCGCCAUUUAAAAAACUAGAAACGUCAGAGCAGCCAUCACUAUCCAUCUUAGACUCUACGGUCAUCCAAAAUCAGCCUCAAUCAUCAAUUGACGGUGUGUCAUCGACCAAAGAUGCCAAUCAAACCGUGCCUAAACUGCCAGAAGAGAUGCUUGACAUCUUAAUCUCCAUCGUCAAUACACCUUCUGAGAUUCCCGAAGCAGCCUCACCGCAGCGUGUGACGGUUAGUACCACCACGGAGGCGCUUCGGACACGCCAGUACCAGAUUUUGCAUAAUAUUCGGGACCAAGAACUGGGAAAAACAGUGCUUGGUUUUGUGAUGCCAAUGACCACUGGCCUCCUAUCUGUCUACACUAAGGAUACCUUGAUGCUACCAAUAUACUUAAUUUUACUGUCACUGUGCAUAGGUACGGCGGCCUUGUGGAAUGCUAUGUUACUCCGCCAUACCUUCCCGGGCUUCCCUAAAAUUGCAAGCAUUAUUGAACAACUUGGAACUGCUUGUAUUUUGUUUGCAUUUUUCGGGGUGGUUGGGUCUUUUUUUCCACCAACGAUUGUUGGGGCAGUCUGGUUAUGUUACGCUCUCACCCUAUUACCGCUGCUCUUGAGUCAUCUUCCUACAAGAGAAAACUCCUCUGAAUUGAUAGGCCCUUAA